Molecule: messenger RNA, 699 nt
Organism: Pelobates cultripes (western spadefoot toad)
Lineage: Eukaryota; Metazoa; Chordata; Amphibia; Anura; Pelobatidae
Source: the annotation of a GenBank genome assembly
AUGGUGGUAGUAGAGAUUGAUAUAGUUUUUAAUGGAGUUGGUUUGGGAGUUGAAAUACUUAAUAUUGUAGUAUCCAACGUGGUUAUUAUAGCUGGAGCCGUGGUAUCUAACGUGGUUAUUAUCUCUGAAGCCGUGGUAUCAGUGGUUAUUAUAGGUGGAGCCGUGGUAUCCAAUGUGGUUAUUAUAGCUGGAGCCGUGGUAUCCAACGUGGUUAUUAUAGCUGGAGCCGUAGUAUCCAACGUGGUUAUUAUAGCUGGAGCCGUGGUAUCCAAUGUGGUUAUUAAAGCUGGAGCCGUGGUAUCCAACGUGGUUAUUAUAGCUGGAGCCGUGGUAUCUAACGUGGUUAUUAUAGCUGGAGCAGUGGUAUCUAACGUGGUUAUUAUAGCUGAAGCCGUAGUAUCGGUGGUUAUUAUAGCUGGAGCAGAGGUAUCUAACGUGGUUAUUAUAGCUGGAGCCGUGGUAUCUAAUGUGGUUAUUAUAGCUGAAGCCGUAGUAUCAGUGGUUAUUAUAGGUGGAGCCGUAGUAUCUAAUGUUGUCAGAAUAUUUGGAGCUGUAGUAUCCAACGUGGUUAGUAUUUCUGGAGUUGUGGUAUCUAAUGUGGUUUCCAUUGAUAGUAGUUUUAGGCUUCCUGUAGUACUAAGGCUGGUUUCCGAUGCAGUGACCAGUUCUGUUGUAAAUGGAUCAAUUAAACCUGUAUAA